CCAAUACGAGAGGAUUGUGACGAUGAAAGGUGGAAAUAUUUCAAGGUGCCCUUGAUGGUACAAUGAUUCUAGUUAAUGUUCCUUGUGAUGAUCGACCCAAAUAUCGCACUAGAAAAGGCACCAUUGCUAUGAAUGUUCUAGGAGUAUGCUCACCUGAGAUGGAAUUUACAUAUGUCUUACCCGGUUGGGAGGGAUCGGCACAUGAUUGUCGGAUUCUUCGAGAUGCUAUUUCUAGGCCUAAUGGGUUGAAAGUUCCUAAAGGUAAUACGAUUGACAUAGUAGACUUUAUUUGAGAUUAACUUAGUAAGAGAGUAAUUUUGUUUUUUUUUUGAAUUUGUCAAGGUUGUUAUUAUCUAUGUGAUGGAGGAUAUACUAAUAGAGAGGGAUUCCUUGCACCAUAUAGAGGGCAUCUUUAUCAUCUUAAAGAAUGGAAUAAUGGCCCCCGACAACCUCAAAACGCUGAAGAAUAUUUCAACUUAAGGCAUGCGAAAGCUAGAAAUGUGAUUGAGAGAUGCUUUGGGUUACUCAAGGGAAGAUGGGGAAUUCUUAGAAGUCCUUCUUGGUUUAGUUUAAAAACACAUGGUCGAAUUGUGCUUGCUUGUGCCUUAUUACAUAACUUGGUAAAAAGAUACAUGCUUGCAGAAUUUGAUGAUGAUGACUUGUAUGAGGAAAGUGAUAGUGAUGAUGAUGAUGGUGAUGCUAGUGAUGAAGAUGAUGUGGAUUACAUAACUUCCAUUGCUGUAACCGAUCCAUGGACUAAUUUUCGAAAUACAAUGGCCCAAAAUAUGUUUAAUGAGUGGAGGGCUAGAAACCGCAGACUUAGUUCGUGAUUUUAUUUUUUACAUGACCAAACUUUUUUAUUGUUAUAUUUGAACUUCAGACUAGAAUGCUUUUUUCAAUUUCGAUCUUGUACGUUUUUCUGUUUACAUUAAGUCAUGGAUGUUGUAUUGGACUUAUAUUAAUUUCCUUUUUUACUUAAAUUGAACAAUUUUUUUGGUUAAUUUUAUUCUUAUAUAUAUGCAAUCCUCUUAUGUAUAUUCUUAUGUAUAUGUCAUGUUAAUAUGGUUCAAAUGUUAUAGUAUUAUGGAAGAAAGUAGUGCAAGUGGAGGUGGAAGGGGGAGAAACAAACGAUUUUGGACCGCUCAAGAAGAUGAAGUCCUUGUGGAAGCAUUGUCAGAGCUAGCUGUAGAUCCUCACUGGAGGUGUGAAAAUGGAUUCCGAAGCGGCUAUAUGGUUCGCUUGGAGGAGGUCAUAGGUAAGGCUCUUCCUGGUUGUGGUUUAAAGGCUACACCACACAUUGACUCUCGGAUUAAGACACUUGGAGCCAAGUUUAGGGCUAUUUCUCAAAUGUUAAAUACAAGUGGAUUCGUUUGGGAUGAUGAAAAAUAAAUGGUUUCUGUGGACCGGGCUGUUUAUGACGAGUUUUGCAAGGUACACCCCCUUUUAAGGUCCUUUUAUAGUGAGUAAUCUGUUUUUUUUUUUUUUUUUUGUUGAAAUUCAUGGAUUGUUGAUUACAUUGGUUGAUUGCUAUGAGAUUAUAAUUGUUCAUUGGAAAAUAUGCCUAGUCAAAUUGAACCAACAUUUAGAAAUAUAUGGUUGUUGCAUUUGAUAUGACUGUAUGUUGUGUAUUUGAUGUUGUUGAUGAGCAUUUUUAUGUCUUCCAGAGUCAUCCUAAUUGCAAAAAUUUGUAUGGAAUUUCUUUCCCCCACUUUCAUGAACUCGAGAAAAUUUAUGGCAAGGACUAUGCUACUGGAAAACCAGCUGAAGGUUUUGCUGAUGCAGUCAACAACUUGGAAAAAGUUGCCCCUCCACAAGUUACACUUGAUUCAAGUGAUGAUGAGGAUGUUCUAGGUAGUGGUAAUGUCACUCAAACUGUUACCUCUCCUCCUUAUAAAAAGAUCAAGACUGAAAACACUACAAAAAAAAGUAAGAGAGGAAGUGGUGGUGCCGGAAGUUCUAAUGAGCUCGCUAGCUUACAAGCAUUUAUGAAAGACAUGAAUGUUCAUCUUUCCACUAUGGCUACUGUGAUGGCACGCACUGAUGAUCGUGAACAACGUGCGGAUGAAAGAGAGCAAAAAUUAGUUGAAAAGAGUGAACAAGUGCUAGAGGAACUACUCUCUUUUAAUCUUGAAGGUGUCACUCCUACCCAAGUUUUUGAAGUGGCUAACAUUCUAACCGCACAACCUAACAAGCUCAUGAUAUUUUCAAAGUGUCCGGAUGCUUUGAAAGGUGCUUAUGUUAAGAGUCUUCUUGGAGGAAGCGGUGAUGGUAGUGCCUAAAUAAAUUUUAUGUUAUGGUUUUAUGUAUGGUUUUGUAUUAGGAAGGAUUAUUGGCAAAGACUUUGGUUGAAUGUCAAUAUUAUUAGAAUA
Chenopodium quinoa (quinoa) is the source of this 2369-nucleotide messenger RNA. RefSeq lists its product as uncharacterized. NCBI's taxonomy places the organism in Eukaryota, Viridiplantae, Streptophyta, Magnoliopsida, Caryophyllales, Amaranthaceae. The record is from RefSeq and is a predicted model, not a curated record. The transcript is spliced from 2 exons. The coding region runs from base 1593 to 2279 and encodes 228 amino acids.